Messenger RNA from Cetraspora pellucida, 1758 nucleotides. The record is from the annotation of a GenBank genome assembly. Lineage: Eukaryota; Fungi; Glomeromycota; Glomeromycetes; Diversisporales; Gigasporaceae.
AUGGAUUGUUGCUAUAUUUAUUGUGGUGCUUUAAAAUGGGUUGAUGAAAGAUGCGCAGGAUCAUCAAAACGUUCACCUAUUUUUAGUACCUGUUGUGCAAAAGAAAAAGUUUUACUUCUACCUAUUCAAGCUCCUCCUCCAGUAUUGUAUAAUUAUCUUACAGGUACUGAUACACUGUCAUGUGAAUUUAGACAGAAUAUACGAGCAUACAAUUCUGCCUUAGCUUUUACUUCAAUAGGUGCUAAAAUAGAUAAAAAUGUUAUUGGAACACAAGGUCCCUAUAUAUAUUGCAUACAUGGUGAAAUGUAUCAUCGUAUUGGCUCUUUGUUAUCUCAGCCAAUUACAAAUGCUCCUCUUUUUGCCCAAAUGUAUGUUUUCGACACUGCAAAUAAAGCUCAAAAUAAAUACAAUUUUAUGUCUUCUUUGGAUUCAAGUAUUCUUUUUGAACUUCAAACUAUACUUUAUAAUACUAACCUAUAUGUUCAACAAAAUCCUGCACAGCCUUUAACUAUGAUUCUCAAAGAUUUUAGAGCUACAGACCCUCGCAGAUAUAAUCUUCCUACUGCUUCUGAAAAUCCAGGAAUUCUGAUUCGUGAUGAUUUUUUACUAAUAACUUCCUCAAGUAACGACCAGAAAACGAAUGAGAAAUAUAAUGAGACUAAUCAAAAAUGCGUUACAAUGAUGCAAUAUUAUUCUUAUCAACUUCAAAUAGGCAGAUCUAAUGAAGAGCAAAGUCGACUUAAUUAUCUAAGGUUUAAUCAAAAAAGAAUUUGGAUUGAACUUUAUAAUGGGUUGCAUGAUGUUAUGGCUUUACAGGAUAAUGCAUCUCAACCUUUAUCAGCAACUAAUAUAGAAAUUGGAAGACUACAAGAAGUCGACCUACAACAGCUUACAAGAAUGGAACAAACUUCAGGAGAGCGUUACUAUCUUCGAUUGUUAUUAACUACUAAUGAAUGCUUAAAAGAGGCCAAAGAAAUACAAUCAGGCGCUCAACUCUGUCGCUUAUUUGCUACUAUUCUCCUUUUCUGCCAUCCUGCUCAACCUAAGCAACUCUGGAAAAACUAUAUAUUAGUCUUUUGUGAUGAUAUCUUAUUCCAAGCUAAUCAAGAAUCAGGUGAUCGUUCUGCUUUUACUGUUUAUGAUAUUAAUAUAUAUAAUAGUGCUUUACAUCACUUAGAUUCAAUUUUAUGUACGCAUGAAAAGAGCCUUAAAGAUUUCCCAAACAUGCUGAUUCCAACUUUUCAAUCUGAAAACCCAUUUCUAAUAUUAGAACCCAAUCUUAUUAAUAUUCCUGACAAUAUCAUUCUUCUUUCACAAAAUAUUCACUCUUUAAUUAAUUUUGUUUAUCCUGAUUUAACAACAUCAUUGAAUAAUUCCAAUUAUUUAAUGAAUCGUGGAAUUCUCACUCCCAAAAAUAUUGAUGUUGAUUUAGUUAACGAUCUUAUUAUGAACCUAUGCCCAACUGAAUCAACUGAAUACUUAAAUGCCAAUUCUAUUGACAAAACAUCUGAUGGAUAUAAUACUACCUAUGAAAAUUUAUAUCCAAUUGAAUUCUUAAAUAGCUUGAAGUUGAGCGACAUACCUUCACACAAAUUAUCAUUAAAAGUUGGCACUCUAAUAAUACUUCUUCAUAAUAUAGAUCCUAUGAACAGUUUAUGCAAUAGAACCCGAUUAAUAUGCCAUGCUUUUACACCUAGAAUUAUUAACACUGAAGUAAUUAUGGGAAAACAUGCGGGUCAUAGGGUUUUUUUCCCUUAG